UGCGUAUGCUCUCAAGAGAUUCCUAUGGCUAUGCACGAGCGUUUACUUUCCUCUCUUCGAGAUGAAGAUCCGUACGUUAGAAAAACGGCUGCUUUGCUUGUGAACAAACUUUGUAGUGUUCAGCCAGGCUUGCUAGAACGUUUGGAAUUUGUUACUGCUUUAAAAAGUUUACUUUCAGAUUCAAAUCCGAUGGUUGUUGUAAAUUCAUUGACUGCUCUGGUGAAUCUUAAGGAACACACCAAACAAAAUCUUCUUGUUUUUGACAGCGGAAUUGUACGAAAGUUGCUGAUCGUUAUGAAUGAGUGCACCGAAUGGGGACAAAUAUUUAUACUCGACACCGUUUGUUCGUACGAGCCGACGAGUUCUGAGGAGGCGCAAUCGAUCUGCGAGCGAAUUAUACAUCGUUUGAGCCACUCAAAUUGCGCCGUCGUGCUUUCCACCGUGAAAGUUUUGUUAAAAAUGUCUAACUAUAUUGAUGAUAAAAAAGCUGUAAAGGCUCUUGAAAAAAAACUUGGGCCUUCCCUAAGUACGUUCAUUAGUUUAUAUUAA
This is a messenger RNA of Zophobas morio, 549 nucleotides long. Its product is annotated as AP-1 complex subunit beta-like. Bases 25 to 549 code for a protein of 174 amino acids. Lineage: Eukaryota; Metazoa; Arthropoda; Insecta; Coleoptera; Tenebrionidae. Gene Ontology annotation, biological process: vesicle-mediated transport. The record is from RefSeq and is a predicted model, not a curated record. The transcript has 5 exons.